GGCUUAAUCCCGCGCAUAGCCCGAGCACUCUUUGAUCAUUGUGCUGCGACUCAAACUGAAUUCUCCUGCGAGUUUUCCAGCUAUGAACUCUACAACGAGCAUGUUCAAGAUCUGCUCAGCACCGACAAGGCCCAGCAAGCCCGCCUCCGGGUGCGAGAACAUCCCAAGAAGGGGCCAUUUGUUGAGGGCCUUUCCCACCAUGCCAUCACUGACAUUGCUCAUCUCGAGCAGCUUUUAUGGCAAGGACACGCGCGGCGCACGGUUGGAGACUCGCCCAUUCACCCCACUUCGCAUCGAGGUCAUGCCAUCUUUGACAUUGCCUUCCGACAGUUCACCAAUAGCAACGGCCUUUUGACUGAGCGCAGCAGUCGCGUGCAACUUGUGGACAUGGCAGGCAUUGAGCGCCUGUCCACCGCCGCCGGCAGCCACAGCGAGACACGCAUCAAGGACAGCGGCACCACCAACAAAUCUUUGACUGUGUUUGGUCAAUGCCUCAAGGCGCUAGCCAACAAGGCCAAGGUGUGGCAUGCUCGUGUGCGGUCGCAGGAUGUCCACAUUCCCUAUCGUGAUUCAAGUCUCACGUGGCUUCUCAAAGAGUCUUUGGGCGGCAACUCGCGCACAUUCAUGGUGGCGGCCAUCAGUCCAGCCGAAUGCAAUAGGAAAGAAACCCUGUCCACGCUUUUAUACGCCGACCGAGCCAAGAAGAUUGUUAAUGCAGCUGUGGUC
Monosiga brevicollis MX1 is the source of this 726-nucleotide messenger RNA. RefSeq lists its product as uncharacterized. Gene Ontology annotation, molecular function: ATP binding; microtubule motor activity; ATP hydrolysis activity. The annotation marks the transcript as partial. The transcript has 5 exons. Lineage: Eukaryota; Choanoflagellata; Craspedida; Salpingoecidae. The record is from RefSeq and is a predicted model, not a curated record. Gene Ontology annotation, cellular component: kinesin complex; microtubule. Gene Ontology annotation, biological process: microtubule-based movement.